CUGAUCCAGACAGUGAGCGCCAUCGACAGGGAUGACCCACAGGAGGGUCAGCACUUCUACUACAGCCUGGCUCCGGAGGCAGCCAACAACCCCAACUUUACUCUAAGGGACAAUCAAGACAAUACAGCAUGGAUUUUGACAAGGCGCUCUGGCUUCAGACAGCAUGAGCAGAACACCUUUUACCUCCCCAUCCUGAUUAGCGACAAUGGCCGCCCCGUGCUGAGCAGCACGGGUACGCUGACCGUGCACGUGUGCAGCUGUGAUGAUGACGGCAUGGUGAUGUCCUGCAACGCGGAGGCCUAUGUCCUCCCCGUCAGCCUGAGCAGAGGGGCACUCAUUGCGAUCCUUGCCUGCAUCUUUGUCCUGCUAGUGCUGGUGCUCCUCAUCCUCUCCAUGCGGCGCCAGCGGAAGCAGCCGUACAUCAUCGACGAGGAGGAGAACAUCCACGAGAACAUCGUCAGGUACGACGACGAGGGCGGCGGAGAGGAGGACACGGAGGCCUUCGAUAUCGCCGCCAUGUGGAACCCGCGGGAGGCCCAGCUGGUGGUGAAAAACCGGCAGGACAUGCUCCCUGAGAUAGAGAGCCUCUCCCGAUACGUGCCUCAGGCGUGCGUCAUGGACAACAACGUCCACAACUACGUGCUCGCCAAGCUCUACGAAGCGGACAUGGACCUGUGGGCCCCUCCCUUCGACUCCCUCCAGACGUACAUGUUUGAAGGGAACGGCUCGGUGGCGGAGUCCCUCAGCUCCCCACAGUCGGUGACGACAGACUCAGACCAGAGCUACGACUACCUGACGGACUGGGGGCCGCGCUUCAAAAAGCUGGCCGAGAUGUACGGUGCCACGGACAGCAGCGGGGCUCUGUGGUAACAGACGAGGAAUGGCAGAGAGGUUUCCAUGCGAAACAGUGUCCGGUUAGGUCCAUUCUCAUCAGAUGCUUCCAUGGACAUGGGUGAGGCCUCCUAAAAAAUAGCAAUACAGUGCUUGGAUGAGAAUGGGAAGAAGGGUGCGAAUGAAGGUCUCUCUGGAUCAGCUUUACUCAGUUAAAUUAAGUCACGUUUUUUGAAACAGUGAGAAGAAGAAGGAAGAAAGUUUUCUUUCCUGUUUUUUACAGCAAAAUCGGAAAGCUCCAUGACUGGAAUAUAAUGACAUUACUCUCUCUCUCCCUCCCUCCUUCUCUCUCUCCCUUGUACACGGCAGCUUACUGAGCUCUAUACGUCUGGAUUCAAAGAUCUGUAAACUCCAACUGUAAUCUCUGACUCACUGAGAAAUUGCCAGCAUAGAAAAGUGGUUCCCCACCAGUUAUUUUUCCCCCAUUAAAAAGGAGAAAAAAAAAUUGCUUGCUAACAAAAGGAAAAAAAAAAAAUCCCAUAAAGCAGAAAAUUGAAACUGGAAUCUCAGAGGGCUCUUUGUAAACUAAACCUCCUCUCUCUGUUGCUAACAGAGUCCUUUUUUAAUCCUUUAGAAACAAGGCUGAGGGUUUUUUUCCACCUAGCCAAGCAGGCUGGGGAAGAGGCUUUGAAUUUCUGCUCUAGUUUAAUGGCUGAUCUAUGAGCGUUAACACUAAUCCGUCUCCUAUCAAGUUUGUGUAAAUUUAUUCUCGGUUCUUUAAAACCUUGACUCCGCUAAACUGCUCAGAACAAAACCAGAAAAUCUGCCUCUUUUGCACUGUAGAUGUCUCUUCCAUGUGCCAAAUGUGAAGAUUAGAUUCUACCAAUGAAAGCCAAAUAAAUUUUAAAAAAAGAAAAAGCUAUAUUUGGUAACUACAUGGGUUAGAUGGGCUUUCCUAAUCUGUGUGAGGUCAAUCCAAGGGAUGUUUACAUACUGUAGAUAACCUACUUGAACAAAUGCAGUAUUAUAGACCAAUAAAUGGAUGUAAGAAAAUUACAUGUAUAAGUUUUGUAUAUUUGUUAAUUUUGGUAAUAAAUAUGAUGUACUG
This is a messenger RNA of Pelecanus crispus (Dalmatian pelican), 1939 nucleotides long. The record is from RefSeq and is a predicted model, not a curated record. NCBI's taxonomy places the organism in Eukaryota, Metazoa, Chordata, Aves, Pelecaniformes, Pelecanidae.